AUGGACGUGACGUCACCGCUGCUGAGGAGGCGGGUUUAUUGGUUCAUUCAAGACUACAGGGAGCUGGUGCUGGAGCAGCAGGCUGAUGUGUCCCUAAAGAGCCUGUUCGAGCAGGUGCGCCCUACAGGUGAAGCAGUGGACAGUGCGUGUGGGUACUUCCUUCAGGAGUCACUGUUGGUUUCUGUGUGCACCAGUUGCUGGACGGAGGAGUGGACUGGGACGGAGGAGUUGGAGGACGCGCUGGUGGCCGUUCUUUCUUUUGGCGUCUCGUUGCAGGGUUCCUUUGGGGGAACCUGCAUUUUAAGGGCGGGGCCGACACAGAAGGGCACUGGCAUCCGCUUUGAGAGCCGUGGAGGAACACCAGCGGCCAACGCUCUGCAAGACAUCAAACAGAAGAAGGAGAGAAGAGGAAUGGACGGGAGGAGGGGGGCGGUUCUGCUGCUACGGUGA
Knipowitschia caucasica is the source of this 450-nucleotide messenger RNA. The record is from the annotation of a GenBank genome assembly. Lineage: Eukaryota; Metazoa; Chordata; Actinopteri; Gobiiformes; Gobiidae.